Stylophora pistillata is the source of this 2898-nucleotide messenger RNA. RefSeq names its product protein cornichon homolog 1. The record is from RefSeq and is a predicted model, not a curated record. Gene Ontology annotation, biological process: vesicle-mediated transport. NCBI's taxonomy places the organism in Eukaryota, Metazoa, Cnidaria, Anthozoa, Scleractinia, Pocilloporidae.
CUGUCAAAAAAUGCAGUAAAGGAUGUCCACAAUUUUUUUAAAAACUAUUUUAUUUUUAACAGUUCUGUCCACAAUUGAAUUAUGAGGCAAAUGGACAUGUUACACUUGUCAUGGGUUAGAACUGACUUAUCUAAAAACUCUUUUUGUCACAAGGGUUCUGUAGUUUUUAAUACCCGGUAAGCUAAAUUUUUAAUGUUUUAAUACUUUAUUCAUUUUCACUGUAACUAUAUAGCUCAUAUUUUAAGAUUAACUUAACUUUUCUUAGCAUUUACUUGUAGAAGUAGUAUUUUUAAUUAGUAUAAUUGUGUAGUUUUUAUUGCCAUUUUUUAUCGUUUUAAUUUCUAUUAGGGCCCCAACUGAUAGCAGUGCUUAUUGGCAUCUGAAUGGGCUACCCUGAAUAAGUAACGGUCUCUCCCUACUCCUCAACAGAGUCUGUCCUCAGGAAGCGUUGUUACCGAUGUCACACAACGGUCGUCACUCAGCGUUGUGUGACAAUUCGAAAAAGGACUGCUAGGGAGUCUUUGGUUCCACUGUGCUCCAAAUAUCCUGAAAUCUUUUCAUAAUAUGCAGAAGUAAGCGCUCCGUUCACUUACGUACUAAGGAAAAAUCCGGCGAUCCGUGACUUUUCUGUCAUCCACCUGCUGUUCCUGCUGCUCUUCCACGUCAACUGGGACCCGAACUUGGUGACCUGGCCUUCCCACCUUGACCGGCGAACGCGGCAACUGUCAAAAACGAAAUGUCUUUCGAAGUUUUUGCGUUUAUUUUGGCUAUUUUGAUCAGCAUAGCUUUGAUAUUUUUCGCAAUUUGGAACAUAAUAGCGUUUGACGACCUCAAAACUGACUACAAGAAUCCUGUGGAUCUUUGCAAUAAUUUAAAUCCGCUUGUGCUACCUGAAUAUGGAAUCCACUUGUUUGUUAGUCUUCUUCUUCUUGUUGGUGGUCAGUGGACAGCUUUCUUGUUCAAUCUUCCUCUGAUAGUUUAUAACAUCCACAGAUAUGCUAACAGGCCAGUUAUGAGUGCUCCAGGCCUCUAUGACCCUACAGAGGUUAUGAAUGCCAGUGAAAUGUCUCGCUGUCAGAAAGAAGGAUGGAUUAAAAUGGCAUUCUUUCUGCUGUCUUUCUUUUAUUAUCUCUAUAGGAUGAUGUAUGCCUUGUUGGCCUGAUGGAGCAUUCAAAAGCCAUGUUUUGGCUUCAAUUUCUUCUCUUACUUUCUGGGACCAUUAGUUGAGACAAGAAGUGGUGUGAAUAAUGGUGGAAUUAAUUUUUUUAUAAUUAUCAAACUUUGCCUUCUUGUGUACACUGACCUUCUAGUUUGAAUGUGGCUCAAAUGCUUAUUAAGUAAGCUCUGUACAAUGUUACAAACUUAAAUAUUGAAAUGUUUGUUAUGGAAAGCUAAAUGUAUGGUAUCAGUUAUAUCCAGGGACACUUGGUCCGAGAAAUCUCAGCAGUUCCAGCCAAUAGGGGAUCCUACAGACCUGCCCUGUGGAAUGUUACACUAGAAUAACAUCCUGCAAUUUGAGAAAUGGAAGAGCCUGACAUCGUAAUAGUUUUUACUGAGUUGAGCUGGUCACCAUCAUGGCUUGACACUUAUGGCAGCCAACUAGCCACAGACUAGUAGAAAUUCAGUUUUGGCUCGUGGUUUUUGAUUUCCACUAGCCAGUUUGGCUAGUAAACAAAUUGUCCUAACAUCAAAGAUGUCACUACCCACUUGGCUAGUAAGUUGAAAAGUUAGUGUCAAGCCCUGCACCAUGAUCAAGGCUCAAAAGCCAGAUUUAGAAAUAUCGUGUCAGAGAGUAUCUAGGGAGGGGCUACAUGUGCAUUUACCUCUGAGUCACCAAAAUGUGAAUAAGGAGGUCAGAGACUACCCAACAGCUGAGUUCAUGAUGAGUGGUAUGGAUAUAAACCCUUUAACUCCCAGAAAUGAUCAACAUUUAACUUCUCCCCACAAUAUCCCUGGUAUAGCAUUUUCAGGUAGAAGUUGUUAUCUUGAUCUGACAAGAAACUAUUGUUAGUGGCUAAUUCCCAAAGAAAUGUGUAACAACUAAUAAGGAGGAUGAGCAAUCAGGUCUUUGGGAGUUAAGGAGUUAAAUUAUGUUAUCUGUCUUCAAGAGUUGCAUAUCUGAGUGAAAGUUGUUACUUGGAUCAAUCCUUGAAUUCUCCUAUAAAUUGAGCAACAAAAAUUCUUCUCAAUGAUUCACAUAGCACCAUUUAACCCAUGGAAAGGUGAUAAGAUUAGAGAAAACUAUUUCAUUUAUAGUUAGAUAUCACGGGUUGAAGUUUCCACUGGCCACUGUUGUCCUCUUUGCUUGUUGAUCAUCAGUUUGUAGAUAGGCUAUUUUCCAGCUUCUCAAAGCGUUUGUUUUUGAAGAAGGUUCAGUGCAGAGCUUUUGAGUUGAACAUGAUUUUUCUUUCAUGCAAAAAAUUAAUAUAACUGAUUUUCCCAGGAAGUUUGUGCACUCAACCCAUUUUAAAAGUGGGGGUUUUAAGAGCUUGGAAAUGGAUUAUUCAGAAUUCUAAGUAGUGAAGUGCCUUGUUGGUCACUCUCUUGUGGCAUUCUUUGUCAGUACACUUUAUCUUGAGGAAUUCAAGCCACAAGAUGUAAAUAAAUCUUCUGAACCAAUGUUCAAUAAGAAGUUGUUUUGGUAACAGUGCUAUCUUUCCAUGUCAACUUACUGCUGAGGGGCCCCAUACUGCCCAUGUUUAUCCAAGAUUUCUGCUGCACUUAGAAAACAAAAAGUAUCUAUUUAUUCACUCAGAUUGGGUGCUAGUCCAUUGCAAGCACCCCUGAGAUUUUCUUAGCUUCCUUAUUUAAUUCACUGGUACACUUUUAUAGUCUUUAGUGUAAGGGGCACCAUGAAAGUAUCUAAUCUGAGUCAAAUUAUCAAACCUGCUUUAUCUU